AUGUCCGAACGUCAGGUUUCUUACCGUUACGGCCGCAUAGAGGACAAUAAGGCCAUUUCCGAAUUAGGAGCGCUUGUGUUCCUAUCAUCUUUCGGCUCAUCAUUGCCUCACGACGACCUGAAAACCUAUCUCUCCGAAGCAUAUUCACCGAUGAGUAUCGCCACCGACUUAAGAGACCCUUCUGUCACUUUCGUGGUAGCCAUAAGGGAUGAAACUCUCGUUGGUUUCCUCCAGCUCAGACGUGGCACGUCAGAGAGAUGCAUUGAUGAGAGGACAAACAAGAUCCAACUACAGCGGCUAUAUGUCAGUGAAAGUUGCCAAGGGCUAGGGAUUGGAAAGCGUCUGCUAGCUGAAGCAGAAAGGGAGGCGAGGGCUAUGGGAGCUACGUCUAUCUGGCUAGCAUCAUGGAAGCCAAAUAUCAAAGCUGAACGCAUAUAUGAGAGCAACGGAUAUGCAAAGGCUGGAGAAAUGUCAUUCAUGUUGGGUGAUUCUAAGCUGGUAGACUGGGUUAUGAUCAAGUCGCUCUAA
Penicillium antarcticum is the source of this 528-nucleotide messenger RNA. Its product is annotated as GNAT family N-acetyltransferase. Gene Ontology annotation, molecular function: N-acetyltransferase activity. The transcript has a single exon. Bases 1 to 528 code for a protein of 175 amino acids. The record is from RefSeq and is a predicted model, not a curated record. Lineage: Eukaryota; Fungi; Ascomycota; Eurotiomycetes; Eurotiales; Aspergillaceae.